AUGCACCAGAGAAGGUGGAUGGAGUUGCUAAAAGAUUAUGAUUUUGAGCUGAGUUAUCAUCCCAGAAAGGCGAAUGUGUUAGCAGACGCAUUGAGUCAGAAAUCUUUAACAAUUGCUUGGAUGAGAAUCAAGGAAGAAGAGCCAGUGGAUAAGUUUGUGGAUCUUAAGCUGGAUAUUGGUGAAGUUUCCAGAAGAGCUUUUGGUGAUAAGAGGCGUGAAGAAUUCACUAAGGAUGGUGAAGGAUUAUGGAGAUACAAGGGAAAGAUUUGUAUACCGGAUGUCGGAAGUUUGAGACAAUAUUUGUUGUCAAAAGCUCACAACAGUGAGUUUUCUAUUCAUCCUGAAAGUACGAAGAUGUAUUAUGACUUGAAGAAGAUGUUCUGGUGGCCCGAGAUGAAGGGUGAUGUAGCAACAGUGGUAUGCAAGUGCCUGACGUGUCAGAAAGUGAAGAUAGAGAAUCAAAAACCAUCGGAAAUGCUAUAG
Messenger RNA from Arachis stenosperma, 483 nucleotides. RefSeq lists its product as uncharacterized. The record is from RefSeq and is a predicted model, not a curated record. Lineage: Eukaryota; Viridiplantae; Streptophyta; Magnoliopsida; Fabales; Fabaceae. The transcript has 2 exons. The coding region runs from base 1 to 483 and encodes 160 amino acids.